AUGGCUUUAAAACGUAUCAACAAAGAACUCAAAGAUCUCCAACGUGACCCUCCUUCAAACUGCUCUGCUGGCCCUGUUGGCGAUGACUUGUUCCACUGGGAAGCUACUAUUGUGGGUCCUGAUGCCAGCCCUUACCAAGGUGGUGUGUUCUUUUUAUCAAUUCACUUCCCUACUGAUUAUCCAUUCAAGCCUCCCAAGAUCAACUUUACUACCAAAAUCUAUCAUCCCAACAUCAACAGCAACGGCAGCAUCUGUUUGGACAUUUUGAAGGACCAAUGGUCUCCUGCAUUGACCAUCACAAAGGUUCUCCUCUCUGUCUCCUCUCUUCUCACAGAUCCCAACCCUGAUGAUCCUCUUGUUCCUGAGUUGGCUCACAUCUACAAGACCGAUCGUGCUCGUUACGAAGCCACUGCCAAAGAAUGGACUAGAAAGUAUGCCACGGAAUAA
Molecule: messenger RNA, 447 nt
Organism: Mucor velutinosus
Lineage: Eukaryota; Fungi; Mucoromycota; Mucoromycetes; Mucorales; Mucoraceae
Product: Golgi apparatus membrane protein tvp23
Exons: 6
Coding region: 1-447 (148 amino acids)
Biological process (GO): protein polyubiquitination
Cellular component (GO): nucleus
Molecular function (GO): ubiquitin conjugating enzyme activity
Source: RefSeq, a predicted model, not a curated record